Molecule: messenger RNA, 2386 nt
Organism: Pseudovirgaria hyperparasitica
Lineage: Eukaryota; Fungi; Ascomycota; Dothideomycetes; Acrospermales; Acrospermaceae
Product: P-loop containing nucleoside triphosphate hydrolase protein
Exons: 2
Coding region: 109-2070 (653 amino acids)
Biological process (GO): ribosomal subunit export from nucleus
Cellular component (GO): cytosol
Molecular function (GO): GTPase activity; GTP binding
Source: RefSeq, a predicted model, not a curated record
CCGCUGCCAAAAUAAAGUUAGGCACACCCACCAAAGGUAGCCAAUGCACGAGCGCGAAUCUUCUACAACACUGCGAAACAAAUCUAGACAGUCUGAGUAUUAGACAAUAUGGUGCUUCCGAAGUCCAAGAACUCCGUGGGGCUGGGAAACAGCCUCAUGAAUGACCGAUUCGGGAACAACAAAGGAUCGGAUAUGCGAAGAGGAAAUCCCAAAGAAGGCAUACGACGAACAGAUCAGAACGGAGAUACUUAUGUUUCCGUUGCAAAGAAAGAGGCAUCAUGGGUGAAAAUGCGCAGUGUCACCGAGCAAGCUGACCUUGAUGAAUUUCUCAGCACCGCGGAUCUGGCCGGCACAGAUUUCACGGCGCAAAAGAUGAAUAACGUUAAGAUCAUUCACAAAGAUCAGAAGAACCCAUACCUGUUAUCAGCUACAGAGGAACACGCCACCAUAAAAAAGCACAAGGAGAACAAGAAGCGCCUGACUGUGCCGAGGCGACCGGCAUGGGAUGAGAAGACCACGCCACAGGAGCUGGACUCCAUGGAAAAAGCAUCCCUCAUGGAUUGGCGAAGAGGUCUUGCAGAGCUACAGGAGAAUAACGACCUUCUUAUGACGCCAUUCGAGCGGAAUCUCGAAGUGUGGCGUCAGCUAUGGAGAGUCAUCGAACGUUCGGAUCUAGUGGUACAGAUUGUAGAUGCUCGCAAUCCUUUACUGUUCCGAUCGGAAGAUUUAGAAAACUAUGUAAAGGAGGUGGAUCCCAAGAAGAACAACUUGCUUCUGGUCAACAAAGCCGAUAUGAUGACGCUAGAACAGCGACAAGCCUGGGCCAACUACUUUCAGUCUGCCGGAAUAAAUUACAAGUUCUUUUCCGCAGAAUUAGCGAAAGAGUUGAAUGAGGCCCGGGAGAUGGAAGAGGGAAACGAGAGUGACUACUCAGGGUAUGGUGAACAACAAGAAGCAGACGCCGACGAACUCGCAGAACAAACCAAGAAAUUAGACGUAGAAUAUGAAGCAGGCGAGGAUAAGGAAUUGCUGCGUGAAGAAGAUAUUGUGGACAGCCCGGAAUUGGACGAUGAUCCGACACGGAUAUUGACAACUGAUGACCUGGAAGCACUAUUCCUGAAACACGCACCGGAUGUGGACACUGGACCAGAUGGGCAGAUACGAAAGACUUCAAUCGGGCUUGUCGGAUAUCCGAAUGUGGGCAAAUCGUCUACUAUCAACGCACUUAUCGGUGCGAAGAAAGUGUCGGUGUCCGCGACGCCUGGAAAGACAAAGCAUUUCCAGACCAUUCAUCUUAGCGAUGAGGUUAUACUAUGCGAUUGUCCGGGUCUGGUGUUUCCAAACUUUGCCACUAUAAAAGCCGAGCUUGUCUGUAGCGGUGUAUUGCCAAUCGAUCAGCUGCGAGAGUUUACCGGUCCAGCAGGACUGGUGGCACAUCGCAUCCCUCAGACAUUCCUUGAAGCCAUAUAUGGUAUGAAGAUUCAAACAAGGCCACUGGAAGAAGGCGGUACUGGGGUACCCACAGCAGAGGAAAUGUUAAGAGCUUAUGCAACUGCUAGGGGCUUCUCAACUCAAGGUUUGGGUCAACCCGAUGAAUCAAGAGCUGCGCGUUACAUCCUCAAGGACUAUGUCAAAGGGAAGUUGCUUUACUGCCAUCCGCCUCCAAGUGACCCUCCCAUCGAUGGACGACAUUUCAAUCGCGACCUCUACGAUGAAGAACAUCUGCCACAAAAGAGAAGGGCAGCGUAUGCGAUUCACGCAGAUGGCUCGAUGGCUGGCUCAGAAGAUCCCUCGUUGAUUGAUGGUCCUGAUCUAGAACCACUGCCUCCUGUCCAGGGCGAGAAGUCCAAGGGGAUUGACAAGAGGUUCUUUGCGCCUCAAGGCAAUGCCGGGCAUUUCACAGUUCCAUCGAACUUGGCCAAUGGGAAACAGCUCACAGGUCGCAAACAAAAGACUAUGAUUGCAUUGGAACGUGACGUGGAUCCAGCUGAUCUCAGGCUGAACAGCAAGAAGCACUUCAAAGGCAACAAGCGUGCUCUACAGAAGAAGAGGGCCACUUAUGACGAGUAGUGUAGAGGCCUGGUUUUAUGCACUGUCCGAGAGCGACAGGAGUUCGUAUUACUAUUCGAAGUGUACAGGUACAGUGAAGCUAUUCUGCUCAUGGGUAAGGAACGAAGAAGAGUGCAUUCAGAGUCGCAUUCAUGGCGUUCCCGAGGGCAUACUGUAGAUACAAAGUCGCAAAUGGUCGCAAGCUGCCUCGCAUAUCCAACGAAGCAUAUUAUCGAUGAUCCGCCCAAUGACCAUUCCAGACUAGACUUAUGUGGCGGCCCGUGUGGUAACUAACCGUAUGCGGACAAGCGAGGCAUACCUAUGUAAUUAUGUAUAC